GAUCAAGACAACCAAACCAAAGGUGGACUGUAAUCUACUGGACUAUAUGAUAGACUUCAUACUAACAACUGCCAUAUAUGCAGCAUCAAAAGUUUCUGAAAAGAGGGGCAUUACCUUCACCAAGUAAAAGAGUGGAAGAUUCAUCUGGCCUUCAUCGGCCCCCAUGAGGUGACUCGAUGUAGAAUAAAUCAGCUUGCUUUAGGCCUGAAAUGACUGAAAUCUUCAUCUCAUUUACAAAUUUUCAGUUGAGAUUUCCUUUUGAGCCGAUAACCAGUGAGGAUUUUCUACAGUAUGAUCAGAAGUUUACACUGGACAUCACCACUGCACACGAUGAACUCCGAAUUUCUGAAAACAACAGAAAAGCAACGUGCCGUGAGAUAUCGCUGUGCGAACUGUGAACAAAAUGAAGAACCAGCUUUUCUGAGUACAACGCUGACAGACCAACCAAGCAAAACACUGAAGUGAGAAACUGCGCUGAGGAGACUUUACAAGACCAUUUAAAAGUGUACUGACACGCUGCAGUUUCUUAUAGUUGGACAUAGUUUAACUAACAGACACAAUGAUUAUGGAUCUUGAGAGUCAGUUUCUUGACGAAGGAGUGCUGCCCUUACCAGAGGUGAUGGUGUCGAGGAGGAAGGCCAGCUCCUCAAAGUCAGGCAUCUGGUGGGUGGCUGUGGCCCUGUGUGCCGCAGCUGCUGUCUGCUUCACGCUCUACAAGUCUCAGAACAAUCAGGAAGGUGGAAAUGAGCAAAGGCUCACAUUAAGAGAUCAUCUUUCAAAAGAAAAUGUUCCUUCCAAGGUUGCCAUCCAUUUAUCAGGUGCAUAUGACCCUGACGUGUCUAAGGACAACCUAGAUUGGAAAUUUGGAUUUGUUUCAGGUGGGUUGAAAUUAGUGGACAGAGAGAUCAUCAUUCCUAACGACGGCAUUUACUUCGUCUACAGCCAGGUGUCUUUCCACAUCAGCUGCAAGAAUGACAUACCUGAGGACCACAAAGUUGUGCAUAUGAGCCACGCAGUGUUCCACUACUCUGAGUCCUUCGGCAGCUACAAGCCGCUUUUAAGCGCAAUCCGCUCCGUCAGUGUGCAUGCGUCUAACCCUGAAGAUAUGUUAUACAACACCAUUUACCUCGGUGCGGCCUUCAACCUGCAAGCUGGAGACAAACUGCACACCAAAACCACCACAGAACUCCUGCCCAACGUCGAAAACGAUAUCACAAAGACCUUGUUUGGGGUGUUUGCUUUAUGAUAUGCACUCUAAAAAUGCGUAAAAAUAGGACACAAUCCACUGUAUGAAGGAACUUUCAGUUUUAAUUUUUUUACAGGUGUUUACCUGUAUUUUGCACUGCAUUGCGUUGUGUUUUAGACUUGUACGUAAAAUUAAUGGAUAAUGUCCAUUAUAAAUGGAUAAUUCACUAAUGACACAACUCUAUUUUAUUGUGGCAGUGGACACAAUUAAAAUAGUCUUAAUACUUUGGUUCCUGUUAGCGCUUACUUUUCAGAAACUUCCUGUUUGAUUUCUUUGCAUGGUAUGUCUCUGUAUUUUUUCUGUUUAAGCAAUAUUUGUAUAGUUCACUCACUGACUCUGCUCUUCCACUGUGUUUCUUGUUUAAAGCCUGUUUCAUAUAUUCAACUGCAGGACUGUCUUGGUGUGGUGGCGUCAGAUAUUGUUUGAAUAAAGCAACAAAUGAGUGAAUCAAAAACAU
Sinocyclocheilus grahami is the source of this 1703-nucleotide messenger RNA. RefSeq names its product tumor necrosis factor-like. Bases 560 to 1246 code for a protein of 228 amino acids. Gene Ontology annotation, cellular component: membrane. Gene Ontology annotation, biological process: immune response. The transcript has 7 exons. Gene Ontology annotation, molecular function: tumor necrosis factor receptor binding. The record is from RefSeq and is a predicted model, not a curated record. Lineage: Eukaryota; Metazoa; Chordata; Actinopteri; Cypriniformes; Cyprinidae.